CUUCACUGCCAACUUCCCCUGGUUUGCCUCUACAUUCUGAAUUAUUUCUGGGACGGUGUGGACAGUCCAAAGAUCACCGUCGUGGGGCGUCUGGCGACAGUGGCGGCAGGAGAGACGGUUGACCCACAGCUCCGGCUCGGAAAUCCUAAAAAAGAAGCCAUGGCAGGGUUUGCCCCCCAGGACUCCUGGCGCCAGCGUGUCUGCUCUGCCCGGCGGGUGACCCUCGUCCUGAUGGGGCUGCUGGCCGUGGUGACCCUCUCCAUCACUGUCUUCGGCUUUGUGGGGCGCAAAUACUCUACCACCUUGUGGAAGAUGCAGGAAGAUCUGAAGGCCAUCAACCGCACAAUCGCCACGGAAUUAGCCGCUCUGCAACAAAAUGAGACCAACAACGUGAAAACGAUCGAAAAAACAAACCAGGCAGUGAUACAUGUCACCAGCGAUGGAAAAGAAAAGAUGUCCCACUUCCAGGACCAGAUCCAGAAACUUGAAAGGGUUCUGCAGCAGCUGAAUUGCGACUUGGAGGACACAAAACACAAGCGGUCAGGGCCGCAGAGGGGCUGCUGCCGCCGGGGCUGGCAUCUCUUUCAGCAGAGCUGCUACUGGUUCUCCUCUGCGGAGAAGAGCUGGCCUGAAGCCAAGCAGGAUUGCGAAGAGAAGCAAGCCCACCUGGUGAUCAUCACCAGCUACCUAGAGAAGCAAUUUGUGUCCCGGCUCACCAAACCAAACACCGUUUGGAUCGGGCUGAAGUUCAACGGCCAGACGUGGAAUUGGGUGGACGGGACACCCUACAUGGUGCGCAGGAUUGACUGGCGGCCCAACGAACCAGUGGCUUACGACGAAUUCUGCACCAUGAUUUACCGGGAUGGGCUGUGGAGCGAAAUCUUCUGCCAGUCCCGCUUUAGGUGGUUGUGCGAAAUGCAGGCGCUGCAGUGAGUCCCGGGGGAGACGCCGCCAGCCGGACCCCCGUGAAGCAGCUGCCCGACGCUUCUUGGAGCCAAUAAAACGAAUCUGAGACAAAAAUCUAAGGCAAAAA
Crotalus tigris (Tiger rattlesnake) is the source of this 1033-nucleotide messenger RNA. Its product is annotated as asialoglycoprotein receptor 1-like. The record is from RefSeq and is a predicted model, not a curated record. The coding region runs from base 160 to 933 and encodes 257 amino acids. The transcript is spliced from 9 exons. Lineage: Eukaryota; Metazoa; Chordata; Lepidosauria; Squamata; Viperidae.